UGGUGGGCGGGGCGUAGUGUCAACACGGAAAUAGGGAGCAGGGUCAGAUUUUGCAGCUGAAGUUCCAGGAGAAUCUUCGCUCUGUUCUGUCACUUUGAGCUUCUCCUCCCGCCGCAGCUCCGUCCUCCGCCCGCAGCUCCGUCCUCCGCCCGCAGCUCCGUCCUCCGCCCGCACCUCGGCCCCACCGCCCUACAACAUGUUUGCCCCCAGACUUCGGCGUUUACGUUUGGCGGUGACUCUCACCUCGCGGACGCUGAGCUCGAAUCCUGGACGAGCUCCGGACAUGAGAGAAGGAAAUCCUCUGUUACAUGUGUCGAAUGUGAGGAACAGACUGAGGGAGAUCGUGGGAGCGUCCACCAACUGGAGUGACCAUCAGCAGGCCAUGGCGGAGCGCGUGUCUCUGUCGUCCAUGUUGGCUCAGUCUCAGGAGGCUCUUCCUCCCAAGUCGAUGAAGGACAGUCACCUGGAGGUGCACCUGCCGCUGGGCUCCGAACCUCAGCUGAGAGAGAAGUACCUCACCUUCCACAACACCGUCAGGUUUGGGAGAAUCCUGGAGGAUCUGGACAGUUUAGCAGUUCUUAUCUCGUACUCACACACGUAUAACUCCACCCUGAAGAGGUCGCCGCUCUCCAUCGUCACCGCCCUCGUCGACAAAAUCGACAUGAGGCAUCACGUGAUCUACCCCGACUGCGACAUCAAGUUCACGGGUCACGUGUCCUGGGUCGGCCGCACCUCCAUCGAAGCAAAGAUGCACAUGACCCAGUACAGAGACGGAGCGUACGCACCGGUGUUGGACGCUACAUUUGUGAUGGUCGCACGAGAUCCCGAGAACAAGAGAGCAGCGUAUGUGAAUCCACUGAAGCCUGAGGGACCAGAGGAGGAGAAACUGUUCCAGGAGGGAGAAGCGAAUAAAUCCCGUCGCGUGGAGCUGAGCACCGCCUCCCUGCUCAAAGUCGCUCCAACCGCAGAAGAGAGAAAGAUCGUCCACAGCCUCUUCCUCAACACGCUCGACCACAAGACGGUGAGUUUCCGCAGCAGAGUUCUUCCUCCAAACUCCGUGUGGAUGCAGGACGCCAAACUGAAGGGCCUGGAGAUCUGCCACCCUCAGCAAAGAAACAUCUUUAACCGGAUCUUUGGCGGGUUUCUGAUGAGGAAGGCGUACGAGCUCGGCUGGGCCAACGCCUGCUCCUUUGGAGGCUGCCGUCCCAGUCUGGUCGCCGUCGACGACAUUUUGUUCCAGAAACCGGUGGAGAUCGGGUCUCUGCUCCUGCUCUCGUCACAGGUGUGUUACUCUGAGGGGAAGUACAUCCAGGUCAGAGUUCACAGUGAGGUGUUUGACCCUUUGACCCGGACGCACAACACCACCAACGUGUUCCACUUCACCUUCGCCUCCGACCGCGACGUCCCCAACAUCGUCCCCGAGACGUACGGAGAGUCGAUGUUGUAUUUGGACGGAAAGAGACACUUCAACCAAACUGUCCUCUGAGCUGCAGAACUCUGACCUGUCCACAGAAACCACACACACACACACACACGCACACACACGCACACACACACACACACAAACACAC
Boleophthalmus pectinirostris (great blue-spotted mudskipper) is the source of this 1571-nucleotide messenger RNA. It is a transcript of the gene acot9.1, whose product is annotated as acyl-CoA thioesterase 9, tandem duplicate 1. The transcript has 16 exons. Gene Ontology annotation, biological process: acyl-CoA metabolic process. The record is from RefSeq and is a predicted model, not a curated record. Gene Ontology annotation, molecular function: fatty acyl-CoA hydrolase activity. Gene Ontology annotation, cellular component: mitochondrion. The coding region runs from base 197 to 1486 and encodes 429 amino acids. NCBI's taxonomy places the organism in Eukaryota, Metazoa, Chordata, Actinopteri, Gobiiformes, Gobiidae.